GGCAGAAUGUCAGAGCUCCAUUCUGCACACGCUUUCUACAACCACAUCUUCGACCCAGACCUACUAACGGUGAUACUGGUCUUCUUAGUCCUGGCUUCUGCUUUCGUUAUUAUCGCACCUGGGAUUCGGGGAAAGUUGAGGAUAUUCUGGAUGAGCAGAAUAAUUCUUAGUUUAUUCAUAGGCGCGGUGAUAAUUGCUCUGCAGUUUUCCCGGGACUGGGCCUCCGCGGGGGUGGAAGCCAACGUCACCUACAAGUCAUUCAGCAGCGCCGUGGUGCGCGCGGAGCUCGGGCUGCACGUGGGGCUGUCGGGGAUCGACGUCACGCUCAGAGGAAACCCAGUGGUGCAGCGAAACGAGACCAUCAACUACAACGUGGCGUUUCACUGGACGGACAGCUUAGAGCAGGACUACGCUGAGGCACUGGAAAGGGGCCUACCCAGUCCCAUCCUCUAUGUCGCUGAGAAGUUCAGCCCUGGCAGUCCCUGUGGCCUUCUCUACCAGUACCGAUUCUCUGGCCGAUAUGCUUCUGCCACCAUGUGGACGGCCUUCUGCUGCUGGCUGCUGGCCAACAUCCUGUUUUCCAUGCCCGUGCUGCUCUACGCAGGCUGCGUGACGGUGACCGCGGGACUCUUCAUGUUUCUCUCCCUGGCCUCGUUCGCUGCCACGCGCAGCCUGCCGCCGUGCGUUUUCGCCGUGGGCUCGGCCUCUUUCCAGACCCGCCUUGGCUGCUCCUUCUGGCUGGCCCUGGGCACAGGUGUGCUGUGCACUGUUGUUGGAGCCCUGGUGGUGAUUCUGGACUACAUGUUGCCCAAAAAAAUGAGGAAGGUCUUCAGUCUGGCCAUGGAUGAGGACGAGGAUGAGGGGGACGUCAUCUCCGGGGCAGGCGGGUAUCUCAACAGCACCUUCCUCAGGUCCUCACCCCCGCUGGAGAUCCUCUCCUUUACUCGGGAAAACCUGGGAGGCAGUCAAGCCCUUCUUCUAAGACUUCAUGGAGAAGAAAGAAAAUCAUCAUUUGGGCUGGUUCAACAACUCAGGCUAUAUCAAUAUGAAUGUAAAUAAGGUGUACAUAUAUGUCUGUUCUGUGUUAUGGGAAAAAAACUAGCAGACAUUAAAAAAAAUAAUGAAUGACUCAC
This is a messenger RNA of Paramormyrops kingsleyae, 1133 nucleotides long. Its product is annotated as dual oxidase maturation factor 1-like. Gene Ontology annotation, biological process: protein transport. Lineage: Eukaryota; Metazoa; Chordata; Actinopteri; Osteoglossiformes; Mormyridae. The record is from RefSeq and is a predicted model, not a curated record. Gene Ontology annotation, cellular component: endoplasmic reticulum membrane.